This is a messenger RNA of Mesocestoides corti, 315 nucleotides long. The record is from the annotation of a GenBank genome assembly. Lineage: Eukaryota; Metazoa; Platyhelminthes; Cestoda; Cyclophyllidea; Mesocestoididae.
CAAGGGCGUUUGGAUGGAGCGAUCUGCGAGUACACGAAGGAGGAGAAGAUGGCCUUUCUGCAGAAGGCCUACGACCUCGGCGUGAGGAACCUGGAGAUGGAAUCCCUCGGAUUUGCUGCGUUUUGCCAAAAAUUGAAGAUCAAAGGUGAGUCCAUGUCGGUGCAUUCGACCUUCACUCUUAUUCCUUCCGUCAUUUGUGUGACCAUGGUGAACCGUCUCAUCACGGACCAAAUCACGACGCCCGUCUCGGUGAUGCACGAGUGGCAGGAACGACCACUCGAAAUUCUCAUCGCAUACAUCAAGAAGCACAUCUAA